AUGUCCGACAGCAGCUUUCGCGGGAUCACGCCCGUUACCGCUCGAUCCAGCAUGGUUCCCGAGUCUGUCACGCUUACCGAUGCGGCUGCUAGCCACUAUGGCGCCGUCCAUCGCAAGAUUCGGCUCCGUGUCGUCACAAGGCAUCCGUUACCAGAACUUCAUUUUCUCGCGCCCUUCGAUCCGCACGAUCCACAAUGCUUCGUCAAGCUGCAAUCUUUUGUUCAUGCUCAUAUGCUAGCGCGCUCUCAACGAACAGGUCGGACAGUGACGUUGCCUCCUCUCUUUAACGCAGAGGCACUUCAGUUCCAGAUGGACAACUUCGAGGUGCCCUUUGACGAUCCAGAGAUUCUCCGCGAUGGCGAUACGAUCGAGGUGCAUCUGGAUCGAUCGGUACCCGCCACAGAAGCAGCAGAAGCAGAGGCGACGGAAGAGCAUCCGGGAGCUGGCGAUGACAAUGACCAUGACGCGUACGAGCAUUGUUACGACGAAAAUCAGGACUCGGAUGCUUCCGAGCAGUACCCCGAGGACCCAGAAGAACGCGAUGCCAUUCUCGAGGCGACCCGUCUGGCUGCUUUGCUCCGUGCCGGCGUGCACAAUUUGAUUGAUGACGAUACCUACGACGUUGCUGCGCAGCAUAAAGCGCUCGACGAUCUGCCUCGUAUGCCCAACCCGUCUUCCCUGCCGCCGCGUCAAGCGCCAAAGCCCAACAAGAGCACGCCGUCAAAAAUAUCGAGAUCAUCAACGUCACGAACUUCGCCGGCUCUACCCUUACCACCGAUGCCAACGUUGCUUGGACAAGGCAUACUCCCGGCGGCGGCAGUGGCUGCUUUUGAAGCAAAGAGAAAUCAGAUGCAGGCGCUUCCUCAAUCGAAAGCUCAGAAGACUGUCGCGCCUGCGUCGAUCAGCAAACCUACUGCAGCAAGCACGAAGCGAUCUCCAACAUCAUCGUCAGACUCCUCCUCUUCCUCCAGCGAGGACAACACCGGCAGUGUUGGCAGCAGCAGCAGCAGCAGCAGCAGCUCCGACUCAGAUUCCGAUUCCAGCUCGGCCUCAACAGAUUCUUCUUCGGCCAGCGCUGAUUCGGACUCUGAGGCAAAGUCCGAUUCAUCUGACAGCUCUGAAGGCUCGUCUUCCUCUGACUCUGCGCCAUCAGAGAUCGAAUUUCAGUCAGAACGGUGCAGGACUGUCGCAGAAGAACAGGACACAGCCUCUGUCGAUACGGCGCGCUUAUCGUAUCCGCAUCCACCGGGGCAAGGCACGAACCGCACCAAGCGUCGCAAUCAGAUGAGGAGGAAGAAGCUGCAGCUCGCUCGUGAUGCAGAGAAUCUGCUGCAGUUUGAGCUAGCCAAGGACCGCGCCGCUCGACGAGAACGUGGCGAGGACGUUGCCAGUACCGACGCUGUUCACCAACCCCCAUUGUGGAUUGAGGAUCGAGAACCUAUGUUGCAGAUUAAGGGAGUUGGCCUCGCAGCUGCCAGUGCCUUGGAGGCUUUUGCUACCGCGCUAGGCGUGGGGAACAGGUUGCCUCCUGGAGACGGCAGCUUUGGUCUUGUUGAACCAUUGGGUGGUCCAAGUCAAAGCGCUCCGAGCUCCAUUAGCGAAGCACGGAAGGGCACGAAGAGGAAGCGCAACGAGGAAAGGGGUGACGCGGAGAAUGGAGAUGCUCCCGCACCCCCGCAGCCACCGCCGCCAAGGAUAAGGGUGGAGAAUAUGGAGCCUGGCCAAGCACCAUACGGCGGAGAGAUUCCGGCAGGCAUAUCGAUUCGCCACAUCGACUGCCAGACGUAUUACGACGAAGAGGUCGAGAAGCUCCAAGCCGAAGCUGAAGGCGAAGUAGCCUCACAGAGCCCAGCAGGAGGGAGGGAAGACGAUAGCAGCCAGCGUCAACGGAGCAAGGACAAGCGGAAAGGCCAAUAUCACCACGUGUAUCGCGAGGAAGGCCUUGGCCAAACCGAGGUUGGCCAGCUUGACUACGGUCUACCUGACAAGCAGCUCGACGAGGAGGCACCGCGCAAGAAGGUCAAAGUGGAACAGGACGAGCACAUCAGCGUCGGCUCCAUCAUUUCUGGGAAGCGCGAUGCUCUUCCUCUCGUGUCCGCAGCCUCUCCUGCUGCCGUUGCUGCUGCCGCCGACAUGGACGGCCCCAUCGAACCCUCCCUCGUCGAGAUCGGAUCCUACCAAGUCCACUUGGGCAGUCCCACUCGUCGCAAACAAGGCCCUAUAGACCCAGCAGUCACAUGGAUGAAAAUCUUGGGCGGUCCCAAACCCUCCAUCGUCAUCGGAAGGCACGUCACAGCGGCAAGCGAAGUCGCCUGGUCCGAUAUCCGUCCCGGUAUGGGUCUGCUGUGGAGAGAUCUCGCUCUGGACCCGGCCAAGUCGACCCCCGCUGUGAUGAACUUUGUCGGAGUGGUGGCUUCAAUUGGCCGGCAAGAUGGGGACGGGGGGGCUGCCCAUAGUGUUCAGGUGGACGUUGUAGGUCCGUUGGAGAAUGACGCUCAGAAAGACUGGGCUGACUAUGACGUGGACAAGCUGGAGUGGACGGACGAGACUAGGCCGGCACAGCUCUGGCUCAUUUACUGA
This is a messenger RNA of Sporisorium graminicola, 2580 nucleotides long. RefSeq lists its product as uncharacterized. Bases 1 to 2580 code for a protein of 859 amino acids. The transcript has a single exon. The record is from RefSeq and is a predicted model, not a curated record. NCBI's taxonomy places the organism in Eukaryota, Fungi, Basidiomycota, Ustilaginomycetes, Ustilaginales, Ustilaginaceae.